Molecule: messenger RNA, 2974 nt
Organism: Osmia bicornis bicornis
Lineage: Eukaryota; Metazoa; Arthropoda; Insecta; Hymenoptera; Megachilidae
Exons: 7
Coding region: 851-2290 (479 amino acids)
Source: RefSeq, a predicted model, not a curated record
GCUAUUCGUACUAUUGGAAUACUUGUUUAAGUCAUAUCGAAAACAAACACCGGCAUUCAUCACCGGAUGAACCGUGGUUAUAGCUUCAGGGAAAACGUGGCACGGGUCAGUGCUUGCUCGAAUGCUGAAGAUCUCGAACACGAUGAAAUUUCGUUAUGAACGAUAGUAAUUUCAUUAGCUGUGAUAUUUGUGAAAUAGAUAUUUUUCUUCUCUUGUGUGAUUGAAAAUAAUUUUAUAAACGUUGAAUUAUUAAGUAGGAGUAAAAUUGAUAUUGAAAAUUGAUUAAUAAUAAUAAUACUGAUAAUGUAUUGAUUAUAAAAAGUGACAAUUGUGAUUGCAACAGUUUGUGCGUUUAAUAAUUCAAUUAAAGAAUAACUGUACACGCGACGUUUUAAAAAGUAAUGGACACAAAUGGACAUUGGAAAUGGAAGUGAAUCGCAUUGACCGGUUCUAAACGCUACUAAACGCUGGAAAGCCGGUCGUACGUUUAUUAAAUUAGCGUCUCUAUGGCGACCAGUGGUCAAGGAAAUCAGUGUUUCGUAGACAGUUGCAGUGACAACGUGUACGACUGUCAAAACGGCACAAAGGUUACGAAAGAAAUCAUGACCUCAUCUCGCGUCUCAUCCUCUCGCUAGUGAAACGGUCCAAGUGAUUUUCGCGGGAAAAGACGAUUCGUCGACGAGCUCCAUGCUCGCUAAGAUCGUACGAUUAUAUUAUCGUUCGUUUAGUGUUCUUAGAUAUCGAAUCUUCGUCACGUCUUCGUCGCCUAUACAGAAGCCAGCCAAGUAUAUUGUUUGAUGCAUCAUCAAAAUUGAUAGAAGAGAAAAUUGCGUAUCAUAAUCCGUUCAAAAUGUUUUGCCUGAAAGGGAGAGGCAAUAACGAUGGAAGAUUUAAAGAAUCGUUAAAGGAAGAAGAUUUCGGAUGGUGGAUAAAUAAUGAAGAUGACUUCAAGUCCCCUAGAUCCAACCAGACCAGAGAAUGCCAAUCGUUAGGAUCCUCGGAAUCGAUGCUUUCUUGUGCAGAUUCAGACGACAGCGAAUCUUAUUUUCUUGCACAGGAAUUCAGGGACGAUUACAAUGAUGACUGUGAAAGGAUAGAACUCACGUCUUUGAUUCACCACGAUCUGGACAUCGAUCUUAUUGAAAAGGAUGCGAUUCCGAAAGAAGGAGGUAUCACAGCAUUUUCAGCGAAAGAAGCGAAACAAUAUUUCGACGCGACAGAAACAAAGUCGAACAUGUUUCAGGCUAUCUGUUACACGCCGGAAAGGUUGGUCCGAUCCCAAGAAUACAGAAUUCUAACACCAUCGCCACGUUAUUUGUCCAUCUGUCAGUCAAGAGUGACGGGAGAAACGGAAAAUCAUCGAAAUACUUUCCGUAGCCAACGGCGAUUGAACUAUCUUAUCGACUCUAAGCAACUUGGUACAACGUUACUGAGUUCGAAUAGCGAAGAGAUGGCACUAUCAACUAUCACCUGCCACGAGUGGAGGAGUGACCAGAGGAUCUGCAAUGAUAAUCUUUCGACAAAGAACAACAACGAUCCCAAAAUGGAAGAUAAAUGUCUAAACGGUAUAGAUGGCAAGAAUUCGAACAGUUUACAAACACCAAAUGUCAUCAGCAAGAAGUCUAGUUACGAGAGGUUCACUGUUAGCUCCGAAGAUGGUGAGAAGAUGGGAAUUCAUAGCUCCUCCUUGGAGGAUAAUUCGAGUAUACGAAGCAAUGAUUGGAGUUUGGAUUCGCACAAUUCGCAAAGUACUCCCCUGUGUCUCAGCGACGAAUUAGCGACAACCAGUUACAAGCUUGACACAUCGCAGGAACGAUGUUCAGCUGUCAACGAGGUGGUGUCAAUUCUCGAGGUACUCGACACGAAUCCUGAGAAAGCAACGGUCCUUCUUGAGGAAGAUCGUUUCUGUGACAGCACCUCCUCUCACGAUCGAAUAACCAGGCUGGCCCUGGCAAUUGAACCAGAUACAAAUGUAUCUGGGGUUGUUGAACAUCCGGAUAAUUUGGUGAAGAAUCUCCGGAACAAGGUAGAGAGACUUCAGACUAACAGCAAGGAUAUUUACAAGGAUAUAUCUGAUCUUCGGAGAAGCUUUCAGCGUGACGAACAAAGUAUAACAAACAUCACGUCCAACGCGAGUAAACUGCGACAGGAUAUUCAAGAACUGCGACACCUUGAUGAUCUAUUAAAUCUUCUUCGUGGAGAAUUGAAAAGAAUCUCAAAAAGAAAUUGGCCAUUCAUUGAAGGACGUACAGAAGAAUAUAAUUCGGAGGAAAUGAAUCUCAUCGUAUGAACGAGCUUUUCAAUUUUGGGAAAAGAAGGCUUUUGAAAAUGAUGUAUUUUAUUACCCAAGAAGAACACAAUUUUUUUGUUAAAGAAGCACGUCGAAAGUGUUUCACUGCCUCUGUUACUCCACGACGAUGUGAAGAUAGUUUUAUAAAAGAAACUGCUAAUAUCGUUGCCGCCGAAAUCUCAAAAAAGGAAUUUUCCAAAGGGUAAUAAUAAUACAUUUCAAGAGAGGUGUACACCAUGAAAAUUACAGAUUCUACGUGAAAAAAGAAAUCGAAAAGUCCUUUACCGUUUCACAGUCUGUUGCUUCGUUUCUGAGAUAUAAGCGAUUAAAGAUUGGAGAUACAACUUCCGGGGUGCCUAGGCUCGCACCCCGGAAGUUGAACGCCUGAUCUUUAAUUCUUUAUAUCUCGAGAACGAAGAAACAGAUUGCAAAAUGAUAAAGAACUUUUCGAUUUGUUUUGUAAUGUACAAUUUUUCUAUGGAGGAAUUUUUGUAAUUAACAAUCGAUAAAGUUGUCAUGUUAAAUCUAAGCUGUUGUUGAACAAACUGUUGCCAGUAUUAGUUUAGUACUUAAUCGCAGGAUUUAAUUAAUUGUGUACCUUUACACGUGUGAUACCCUCUUUAUAAAUGUAUAAUCUAAAUGUUUUGAAAAAUAUAUAUUUUGGAAUCCUGUUUUGUACCGUAA